This is a messenger RNA of Castor canadensis (American beaver), 1144 nucleotides long. NCBI's taxonomy places the organism in Eukaryota, Metazoa, Chordata, Mammalia, Rodentia, Castoridae. The record is from RefSeq and is a predicted model, not a curated record.
AAACCAUCCUGAUGUUCACAAAUACAGUGUGGAGACUGUUCAGUGGUAUCCUCACGACACUGGCAUGUUCACAUCCAGCUCAUUUGAUAAAACUCUGAAAGUGUGGGAUACAAAUACAUUACAAACUGCAGAUGUAUUUACUUUUGAAGAAACAGUUUAUAGCCAUCAUAUGUCUCCAGUCUCCACCAAGCACUGUUUGGUAGCAGGUUCGUUCGGCACUAAAGGACCCAAAGUACAACUUUGUGACUUAAAGUCUGGAUCCUGCUCUCACAUUUUACAGGGUCACAGACAAGAAAUAUUGGCAGUUUCCUGGUCACCACGUCAUGACUAUAUCUUGGCAACUGCAAGUGCUGACAGUAGAGUGAAAUUAUGGGAUGUGAGAAGAGCAUCAGGAUGCUUGAUUACUCUUGAUCAGCAUAAUGGGAAAAAGUCACAAGCUGUUGAAUCAGCAAACACUGCUCAUAAUGGGAAAGUUAAUGGCUUAUGUUACACAAGCGAUGGACUUCACCUCCUCACUGUAGGUACAGAUAAUCGAAUGAGGCUCUGGAAUAGUUCCAAUGGAGAAAACACCCUAGUGAACUAUGGAAAAGUUUGUAAUGAUAGCAGAAAAGGAUUAAAAUUCACUGUCUCCUGUGGCUGCAGUUCAGAAUUUGUUUUCGUACCAUAUGGAAGUACCAUUGCUAUUUAUACAGUUUACUCAGGAGAACUGAUAACUAUGCUUAAGGGACAUUAUAAAAGUGUUGACUGCUGUGUAUUUCAGUCUAAUUUCCAGGAACUCUACAGCGGUGGCCGAGACAGCAGCAUCCUUGCUUGGGUUCCACCAUCAUAUGAGCCAGUGCCUGAUGAUGAUGAGCCUACAACCAAAUCACAGUUGAAUCGAGCAUUUGAAGAUGCCUGGAGCAGCAGUGAUGAGGAAGGAUGAAUAUCGGCCUGUGUCUCUAUUGAUGCUGCUUUUAAAACAGCAUUGUUUUGUGGAAUUUUUUUAACUGUUUAGUUUAUUCCUGACAAGUAAAUUAUCCCUGAGUUUUGGUGAUACUCCCACAAUGUUUUAAGAUGAAAUUAAUAUUUUUAUAAAAUAUUCUAAAAUAGGCUUCUAUAUAGUGUAUUUAAUCAAAACUUGUCUUAUUGAUCUUAGUUGCUAUGG